Messenger RNA from Gasterosteus aculeatus aculeatus (three-spined stickleback), 2982 nucleotides. RefSeq names its product vascular endothelial growth factor C. Gene Ontology annotation, biological process: induction of positive chemotaxis; response to hypoxia; vascular endothelial growth factor signaling pathway. The record is from RefSeq and is a predicted model, not a curated record. Gene Ontology annotation, cellular component: membrane. Gene Ontology annotation, molecular function: growth factor activity; vascular endothelial growth factor receptor 3 binding; chemoattractant activity. NCBI's taxonomy places the organism in Eukaryota, Metazoa, Chordata, Actinopteri, Perciformes, Gasterosteidae.
CCCCCCACCCCAGCCGCCCCUCCUUUUCCUCCUCUCAUCCCUCUUUCACCUCACUGACCUCCUCCUCCUCCUCCUCCUCCGCCUUGCUAUCUCCUCACUAUGUGGAUACCAGCCCUGCUCCUAUGGAUGCUUAAUAUCAGCUCAGGACAAGACUAUUCGGACUUCUACCAGACGGGAGACAUGGGCACCGAGGCUCCUGUGCCGCUGGAUGACAAGCCCGGUUUGGAGUCAGUGACGAGUGUGGAUCAGCUCCUGCAGCUCCUCUACCCAGAAUACAGUUUGCUUCAGCAGUGCCUGAAGAAGAAAUCCUGGCACGCCGCCGACGUCCCGUCUUUUUCCUCGGCGAGGCCUUCGCUGGACUCCGGCACCGAGGAUCUGUGGGGGCAGCCGAGGGAGGAGGCCCUGUACAAACUGGACGGGACUCUGGAAGUCAUCAUGGAGGAGAUCAAGCGGACCACCUGCCAGCCCCGAGAGGUGUGCGUCGAGGUCGCCAAAGAGUACCCAGAAUCCCCCAGUCAAUUCUACCUCCCCCGCUGCGUGGUGCUGCACCGCUGCGGCGGAUGCUGCCAGACGGAGGCCCACUACUGCGGCAACACGAGCCACUCGCUGGUCAACAAGACGUUGAUGGAAUUUUCCCCGGCCACGAUGGAUCACUCCGUGGUCAUGGUGACCUUCGUCAACCACACUUCGUGCGCAUGCCUCGCCAAGCGGCCGCUGCACUCCAUCAUCAGGCGGGCCGCGACAGAUCACCUGUGUUCCCCGCCCCACCAUCCCUGUGCGUCUGGGUCACUGUGGGAUCCAGUGAACUGUCUUUGUGUCUCCACGGAGGCCAUAAACUACUCUGAGAGAGAGACGGAUGUGCUGGACGCGGGUCUGCUGGCUCUCUGCGGGCCCAACAGGGUUCUGCACGAGUCCACCUGCGAGUGUGUUUGUCGAAAUGGACUCACCGAGGACAGCUGCGAUCCAGGAUGGAAGCUGGACCACGACACCUGUGAAUGCCAGUGCGAAGGUCAAGGUGAGGGGAAGUGGUGUCCCACCGGCCAGCGGUGGGACGACGAGCUGUGCGGCUGCGUGUGCGCCGCCGAGUGCCCCGGGAACCAGCCCCUGAACCCCGACACCUGCCUGUGUCAGUGCAGGGAGAGUCCGCAGUCGUGUCUGCGCCAGGGCAAGAGGUUCAACCCCAACUCCUGCAGCUGUUACAGAUUGUCUUGCAGAAAGCCCCGACGCAACUGCCUGGCCGAUUUCCACUACAGCCACCAGGUCUGCCAGUGCAUCCCCAGAUACAUGACGCCCAACUGGAACUAAGCCACCGAGGCCGGCAGAAGGAGCAGGGCCGCGGGCGGCGACGCAGAGCCAAACGUCUUUUUUUGGUCUGAAGAGAAAGCGGAGAUGGAGGAGGGAGGGCCUCCCGGGUGGGUGGAGCUGCGCGUGUAUGUACUGGAUUACAACAGCAGCACUUAGGGGAGUGUUACGCCGUCUGUGCUCUGACACUCAAAAAUGUCGACGGGAGGCCUCAAGGUGAGAAAAAUCAAAAGCAGACAACUCCCCCCCCCCCCCCCCCAUCACAUCCCCGCAUGCAGGUUGAACUCUUGAAAGCCGAGUGACCCCUCGACCAGAGGCGACGAGGUGUAUCUGACCCUUAGGGCGCCGAUCACGCCUACCGUAGAGCAGGGCGGCCAGAGCGGACCAAUCGGACGCCGAGCCGGCGCUCAUCCCCCCACCCCCCCCCGCCGCCCCAUCCUUCCUGCGGGCCGCAACGUGUCCCAGCAGGAGGCUCAACCACCGGCACGCCGCAGAGACACAGCGCAGCACUGCGGCAAAUGGAAAGUGGAGUCAGAUAAUGACAGGCCAGACUCCAAUACUUCUUAGUUUUAAAGAUGAAUUAAGCUCGAGGCACUUUGGCAGUCGGAGGCAGGACAUGUUUGAGGGGUUGAAGGAUGCAUUUUUUUUUUUUUAGAGAUCGUAAUGCUUCGUGCCCGGGGUGAUGCAUUCAAACAGCAGAUCUUCAUUUUAACAAAGGAAUGGAGCGAGGCUGCUUGUUUUUUUCUCUUCAGGCUGCUGAGAAGAAAAUCUUUUCACGUACUUCAGCUUCCUCACUUCUUCAGAGAGAAGAUGCCAGUCAGUCUUUAAUUAAACGCUCUUAUAUCCUCCAGUUUCUACUCGCCGCGCUCACGCGUGGAUGACUCCGAUCACAGCUAGUAAUUUAACACUACACACUGAGUAAUAUUAUUUGUAAAUAUUUAAAUGUUUUUCAUAUUUAAGUGAUAUUUUGAAGAGCGUAUCACGUGGAGUUGUAAAAUACCGUAUUUAAGUCCCUAUCAAUACUCAAUACUAUGCUAUAUAUUAUUUUGCAAUGAAAAUAUUUACAUAUCUUUGUUCGAGUUUUUUUUCUUGGAUUAUUGCCAAUUUGGUGUUUUUAGUUGCUAUUUCGCUUGCACUGCAAGAUCAAUUUUAUCCUGCGCAUACAGCGUUAAAAACCCUGCAAUGAUUUUAGGGAUAAAAAAAGAUGUUGAAGAUUUAUUUCAGUGUAGAGAUUCUUUUUUAGAUUUUGUUUUAGGGCUGAAGAGCAAAUUUGCUUUUUGGCUGUUCAAUAUUUAAAUUAGUCAUGAAGUAUUGAUUAAAUUCUUUGUCAGACUGAUAUGUUAUACUUAUUAUGUUAAAUAUGAUUUUUUAAGAGUCGCCAACAACUUGUGAGAAAUAAAAAGUAUCUAACAGGUUUAGAUAUUCUUUUAAAUAGUAAAAUUUCAUAGUUCUUCAAUUGAAUGAACACUACCUAACAGUGGCUACAAGUGAUGAUUAUGGGAUGCCGCUGACACGCUGAACGUUUCUUCAGAGAACAACGUGACUUUACAACUAGAGUCCAACAAUCAUCGCGCUACAGUCAAACCAGACCAGGCUGCAGCAGCCAAACCCCUGAAUGUAUCCAGCUGAGCAUUUGUGUAUUUUAUUGCCCAUAAAUUAAACUUCGUCAUGUAAAAGGAA